AAAAAGAAAAAAAAAAAGAGGAGAAGAGCAACGCGUCUUUUCUCCACACAAACACAACCUUCUCUCUCUCGCUUGCGCGCUCUCUCUCUCUCUCUCUCUCACACACUGACACACACACACUAACUCUCGAGAUUUUCACAUUUUUUCAGCUAAAAUUACCAUUAAUGCCCCUCCACAAAAUCUGCGAGAACCAACACUGGACUCUGUCAUGUGGUUGUGGUGGUGCUGCUAGUAAUCUGUGACGGAUUCACAGAUCUCAAUCCAAUCCCCAAUGGCGUGAAACUGGAGCACGUGUGCGCCACCUCCCCAUCCUCGUUUUCUGUUUAUACCUUUUUUAACCGAUUCCUUCCAAAAGCGAAUACGACAAGGGACAACGUGGGAAGAUGUCGGAGCUCGAAGGCGGCAACUGUUUUCCGCGUCUCUUGCUCGGUGUCAAUGUCGGUCUUGCCCUUGUUGAAGGAAUCGUUGCUUUCGUUGCGUUGUUUCAGUUGCUUAGGAUUCACUUGCGUAAUCAAGAGCUUGGCUGGACUCGACAAAAAGUGUUUCAUGUAUUGAUUGGCUCCUCUAAUCUGGGUUACUUUGUUUACUUGGUGUUGGCACUUUUUGCUGCUUGCAAUGGAUGGAGAUGCUGGUCAGACUCUUGUGGUUUUAUCUUUAUGGCUUUCCCCAAAAUACUUUUUUUUGCAGCAUUUCUUCUUCUUUUAUCCUUCUGGGUCGACCUUUGCCAUCAGCCUGAUGAUGAUGAUGACUAUGAAGGAAGUUUUAUUGAAGAAGCUUUGUUAGAAAAAACUUCACAUGCAAAUUUAGCAAACAUAGAUAGCCAUAGAAAGUGUUUUCCUGUUCGUCUUUCUCGUAUUGGAUAUCGGCAAAAGCUUGUUAUUUUGGUUACCUUGCUACUUUUCAUCAUCAUGAUGGCAUUUGCUGUAAUAAUCUGGAUUGGCCUAGGAGAAAAUCCCAUUGAUUCUGAAGUGGCUUCUCGAAUCAUGCAGGUAUACUUGGAUCUUUCUGCUAUUGCAAUGGUUUUGUUGGGAGCAGCUUUAGCAUGUUAUGGAAUCCUAUUGUACUUGAAGAUGAGAAAAGUUAGAGCUGAGCAACCUUCAUCUGAAAUGUGGAAGGUUGCAGGUUUAACUAUUGUAUCUGUACUGUGCUUCGUAUCAAGUUCCUGUGUAGAGCUUUUAACUGAUAUUCCUUUACUGUAUCACUGGCACCAGUGGCCUUUGAAUGAUAUUUACGCCUCUCUUCUACUUGUUUUGUAUUAUUUCGUUGGUUCAUCACUACCAUCAGCAGUGGUACUGUGGGUAAUGAGAGAAUUGCCACCUGCAGAAGCUUCUAAUGUACAGGAAGAAUCAAGAACAUUAGCUUUUGUUGCUGAUAGUUCAGUUGCUACUCAUAAUCCUCAGCGCUGGACUACAACAACUAGCAUGCAGAAUCAGGCAUCUAGAGCGAGCCCUAUAUGAAUAUAUGAUCGAUGUCAUAACAUUUUCAAAUACAUAUCUUGUUCGGAUGGACUUUUGGGCACACUCCUGAAAUUUCUCUAGAAUGUCAAACCCUGAAGAUGCAAAUGAGAUAAAACAAAGCAGGCAGGUGCAAGUGCUCUAGGGCAUCGAGAUCUACGUUCCCACUGUAUUUACAUUCUAAAUAUAAAUGUAAAUAUCAGCAAUUUGAUAUAUGAAAAUUCCCUUCCUUCCUAUUAUACAAAUUUUGGAAUGCUAAUGAAUGUGUCAUUGUUUUUGGGUUCUUUUUGGAAA
Messenger RNA from Arachis duranensis, 1748 nucleotides. RefSeq names its product tobamovirus multiplication protein 1. NCBI's taxonomy places the organism in Eukaryota, Viridiplantae, Streptophyta, Magnoliopsida, Fabales, Fabaceae. The transcript is spliced from 13 exons. The record is from RefSeq and is a predicted model, not a curated record. The coding region runs from base 384 to 1457 and encodes 357 amino acids.